This is a messenger RNA of Dictyostelium discoideum AX4, 1494 nucleotides long. RefSeq lists its product as hypothetical. The transcript has 3 exons. The annotation marks the transcript as partial. The record is from RefSeq and is a predicted model, not a curated record. NCBI's taxonomy places the organism in Eukaryota, Evosea, Eumycetozoa, Dictyosteliales, Dictyosteliaceae. Gene Ontology annotation, molecular function: kinase activity; ATP binding; protein serine/threonine kinase activity.
AUGGAUAAAUAUGAUAUAAUUAAACAAAUUGGUAAUGGAUCGCAUGGUGAUGUUUAUUUAGUAAGAAGUACAAUCGAUAAAAAAAAAUAUGUAAUGAAAAAAAUCUUUUUAAAAGAGAGAGAAAAGACAAAAGAUACAUUACACGAAGUAAAUGUAUUAUCUCAAUUAAAACAUCCAAAUAUUGUCGAAUACUUUGAAUCUUUUCAAAUUGAAAAUAAUCAAUUCCUUUGUAUCAUUAUGGCUUAUUGUGAAUCGGGAGACUUAUUCACAACGCUUCAAAAAAAGAAAAACGAAUUCAUUUCUGAAUAUCAAAUAUUAGAUUGGUUUAUUCAAAUCGCAUUAGGAUUAUUAUAUAUGCACAAGAAAAAAGUUAUACAUAGAGAUUUAAAAACACAAAAUAUAUUUUUAACAAAGAAAAACAUUAUAAAGAUUGGUGAUUUCGGUAUAUCAAGAGUUUUGAAUUCAUCAGAGUUUGCAAAGACAAUGAUUGGUACACCAUAUUAUAUGAGUCCAGAAUGUUUUGGUAGUAGAGCAUACGAUUUUAAAUCAGAUAUUUGGUCAUUGGGUUGUUGUCUAUAUGAAAUGAUCACAUUGAAACAUGCAUUCGAUGCAAAGGAAAUGCCCUCAUUAAUAUUUCAAAUCUUACAAGGUCAACCAUUACCAAUCUCUCCAAAUUAUUCUCAAGAUUUACAAAAUUUAGUUUAUCAAUUACUAGAGAAACAACCUACUAAAAGACCUUCAAUCUUUGAUAUCUUUCAAAUGCCUUAUAUUAAACGUUAUGUUGAAUAUACUUUAUCUCAAAAUUUUGCAGUACCAAAUAAUACCUUUGUUCAGUCAUUUAGCAGAAUGGCUAUGGAGACUGCUCCAAUUUGUAAUGAAUAUGCAAAUUUACACUUAAAUUUUAAUGAGAAUGGAGAUGGAACUACAGGUGCCGCUAGUAGUAAUAAUAUUUAUAGCAGUAAUUAUAACAGUAAUUAUAAUAAUAAUAAUUCAAAUAAUAAUUCAAACAAUUCAAAUAAUAAUAAUAAUAAUAAUAAUAAUAAUAAUAAUAAUAAUAAUAAUAAUUUCAAUAAUAAUUUCAAUAAUAAUUUCAAUAAUAAUAAUAAUAAUAAUAAUAAUAAUAAUAAUAAUAAUAAUAAUAAUAAUAAUUUCAAUAAUAAUAAUAGUAAUAAUAACUUCAAUAAUAGCGGUUUCAAUAAUAAUAAUAAUAAUAAUGAUGGUAAUGAUGGUAAUAUUAUUAAUAAUAAUAAUAAUAAUAAUAAUAAUAAUAAUAAUAAUAAUAAUAAUAAUAAUAAUAAUAAUAAUAAUAAUAAUAAUAAUAAUAAUAAUAAUAAUAAUAAUAAUAACAAUAAUAAUAAUAAUAAUAAUGGUAAUGGUAAUAAUAAUAUUAAUAAUAAUAAUAAUAAUAAUGGUAAUAAUAACAUCGGCGGUGGACUACAUUUACUACGACUCGGCCACGGCCACAACAAUGCUGAUGCUAAUAGUAAUAAUAAC